Molecule: messenger RNA, 1236 nt
Organism: Orussus abietinus
Lineage: Eukaryota; Metazoa; Arthropoda; Insecta; Hymenoptera; Orussidae
Product: stress response protein NST1-like
Exons: 2
Coding region: 9-524 (171 amino acids)
Biological process (GO): cilium organization
Cellular component (GO): motile cilium
Source: RefSeq, a predicted model, not a curated record
CGGAGGCCAUGGCGAGAAAAAUGGUGCAGGAGGAGGACGGAAGGAGGGAACGCGAGGACACGGUGAAGGAGCUCUGCGAGCAGAAGAUGAAGAGCGAGCUGGAGGGCCGGAUAAAAAGCGAGCAGUCGAAGAAACGGCUAUUAAGGACGGAGCUCUUGGAGGAGAUGGCCAGCCAGAAGAGGGUCGUUGCUGAAUUCAGGAAGAAGGAAGCUGAAAUGGACGCGGCUUUCGCGAGGAACAACGACGAGCAAACGCGCAUCGAUCGAGAGAAGGAUCGAAGAGAGGCGGAAGCUCGUCGAGAGAGGGGUAUCCAGUACGGCCAGGAAUUGAGGGCAGCCAUAACGCGAGCCAGAGCCAAGCUUGCCGAAGAAGCCCGGAGGGAACGAUCCUUGAAGAGCCUGCAGGACGAACGAGAAACCCUGAGAAGGAGAGAAAUUGCCGAAGAGCGGGCCAGGAUACUGUCGAAGCACGCACCUCGGCUUCGAGGAUUCCUAAAACCUGGAAUAGUGAAACCAGAGAAUUGAUUCCAUCCCACCAUGAAACAACCCAUCGGUUUUCCAAAUGUCCCGGAAGAAGGCCAAACGAAAAUGAUCCGGACGUCCCGAUUCCUGAACCAGGGCGUUUUUCGAGUUCGCGUUGAUUCCUAAAACCCGGGACCUCAGAAUCGCAAGCGCCAUCGGUUCUCCAAAUCUCCCUGCAAACGGCCAAUCAAGGGGAACUUUUCAUUCGGAGCUCCGUGCCCGAGAGUUAGCCAGUUAACCCAUUUCAGCAGAAACGGAGCGGAGCCGCGGGGCUCCCUUUUCACGGAUGAUGCCCAAACGGUAGAACUUCUCGGUUUAUGGAUCGUCAAAUCGCGGCACCGCGCGAACCAGAUUCGAGGGCCGAAGCCUCGUAAAUUCCUUUUAAUUCCCGCCACCUCGGACAGGUUGGCGAUUUAGCGCAGGUCCAGCUUCGGGAUACGUUGUAUGCCUAUAAACCGGCGAAACUGGCUAGUACCCUCCACCGUUUGCCGCUGCACCGAGCCGGAACUGCAGCAUGCACCGAUAGGAUCCCACCCCUUGCGUCGCCCUGUAUAGGAGGGACUAUGUCGGUGCUUCCGACACGUCCAUCGCGAUGCCACCCCUUAUGCUCGUCUAUUCGACGCUCUUGCGUUAUUUCGUAUUCAUGGCCUUCGGAAUAUUCCUAUAUCUAUUUUUUUUUUGGCGUCGGCCAGGGUCGGAGCACAGGACUCCAUCG